GUGUGUGUGUAUGCAUGUGUGUGUGGUGUUGUCGAGAAGUAGAGACGAGGAAAGUGCAGAGACCGUCAGUGAUUGUCCGCUGCCCUGUCCAGCAGUAGUAACUCGCGAAGAGAUAUGGCGGUGUUACUGAAGAAACACUGCUCCAAAGCGGUAUUGACCGUAGUCGCUCUGAUUGCCAUCACGCACGCACAACAGACGAAUACAAGGGCAUCCGCGGCGAAGAAGGAAGAUGUGGAAUUCACGUGUCCGACGGAGGUGGGAAACGGCAACUUCGCCGACCCGGCGACCUGCAAACGCUUCUACCAGUGCGUCGACGGAUACCCGUACAUGAACCGGUGUCCUUCCGGCCUCUACUUCGAUGACAUCAGCAAAUACUGCACGUUUAAGGACGAGGCGCGGUGCGGCCCAAUUGCCUCAACACCGGCCCCAAGCACAGAACCUCCAGUUGAUUUGGCCACAAAAUGCAACACGGCAGAGUGCGAAUUACCUUACUGCUUCUGCUCAAAGGAUGGUACUUUGAUCCCAGGAGGUUUAGACCCCGAAGAUACUCCCCAAAUGAUUCUGUUGACUUUCGAUGGCGCAGUGAACUUGAACAACUACGAUCAUUACCGUAAAGUCUUCAGCAAGAACCGCCAGAACCCUAACGGCUGCGACAUCAAGGGAACGUUCUUCAUCUCUCACGAGUACAGCAACUACAACAUGAUCCAGCAAUUGGCCAGCGACGGACACGAAAUCGGCACAGAAACAAUUUCUUUGCAGCAAGGACUUCAAGAUAAGGGGUACGAGGAAUGGGUUGGCGAGAUGAUCGGUAUGAGGGAGAUCCUCAAACAUUUCUCCAACAUCUCGAAGAGCGAGGUUGUAGGUAUGAGGGCGCCUUUCCUGAAGCCCGGACGCAACACACAAUACAAGGUUUUGGAAGAUUUCGGUUAUAUCUACGACAGCUCCAUCGGAGCUCCUCCUUCGCCAGUUCCCAUUUGGCCCUACACUCUCGACUACAAGAUUCCUCACGAGUGCAAGGCUGGAUCGUGCCCCACGAAGACUUUCCCCGGUGUGUGGGAAGUACCAUUAAACGCCCAUUACGUGGAAGACUACGAGGGAGGUCAUUGCCCGUACUUGGACCAAUGCGUUUUGCACAAUCACGACGCCCAGGAGGUGUUCGAAUGGCUGCAGGAGGAUUUCAGCAGGUACUACGAGCAGAACAAAGCACCAUACAUGAUGCCAUUCCACACGAAUUGGUUCUCUAUCAAAGAGUUGGAGCAAGGUCUGCACAAAUUCUUGGAUUGGACCUCAACGCUUCCCGACGUGUGGUUCGUGACCAUGACACAAGCCCUCACCUGGAUGACGGAUCCGAAGUCUCUGAAGCAGGUCAACAGCAUCGAGGCGUGGAACUGCGUCAAGAAGAAGGAGAACAUUCCUCCACCUAGUUGCAACAACAGCAACAAGUGCGCGCUCAGUUACAAGAACCCCAACAUGAACUUCACGGACACCAGGUACCUGGAGACCUGCGCCGAAUGCCCGAAUCAGUACCCGUGGCUCGGGGACGCCGGAGGCAGCGGCAUCCCGGGCAAGGACAAUUAUGUUCCUGAUAACGUUAGGAAAUAACUUUAAACAAAAACAAAACAAAAAAAACGCCUAAAUAAUAA
Molecule: messenger RNA, 1643 nt
Organism: Nicrophorus vespilloides
Lineage: Eukaryota; Metazoa; Arthropoda; Insecta; Coleoptera; Silphidae
Gene: Cda4
Exons: 9
Coding region: 115-1602 (495 amino acids)
Biological process (GO): carbohydrate metabolic process
Cellular component (GO): extracellular region
Molecular function (GO): chitin binding; hydrolase activity, acting on carbon-nitrogen (but not peptide) bonds
Source: RefSeq, a predicted model, not a curated record